Molecule: messenger RNA, 2565 nt
Organism: Juglans microcarpa x Juglans regia
Lineage: Eukaryota; Viridiplantae; Streptophyta; Magnoliopsida; Fagales; Juglandaceae
Product: subtilisin-like protease SBT1.8
Biological process (GO): proteolysis
Molecular function (GO): serine-type endopeptidase activity
Source: RefSeq, a predicted model, not a curated record
UACUCUUUCUAAUCUUCUUCUAUCUUGUCUCCCUCCCUCUCUGUCGCAUAUUUCAGAGCCAUGGGCUCCAUUUCCAUGGCCGUCCUCUGCUUCAUUCCUCUUGUUUUUCUUUCUUCAUGUCUCUCUGUCAUGGCCAAGCAAACUUAUAUAGUUCACAUGAAGCACCAGGACAAACCCUUCUCCUUUUCCACCCACCAUGACUGGUACUCCGCUCACCUCCAAGCCCUCCCCUCCGCCACUUCUGACUCUCUUCUCUACACCUACACUACUGCCUAUCAUGGUUUCGCCGCCUCCCUCGAUCCUGACCAAGCCGAUUUGCUCCGCAGAUCCGACGCGGUCCUCGGUGUCUAUGAAGAGACCGUUUACACUCUGCACACCACUCGCACACCUGGGUUCCUCGGUCUAGACACCGAUUCCGGCCUCUGGGCUGGCCAUAACGCACAGGACCUUGACCAGGCUUCUUAUGACGUUGUCAUUGGGGUCCUCGACACUGGGGUCUGGCCCGAGUCCAAGAGCUUCGACGACACGGGUAUGCCCGCCAUCCCGGCCCGGUGGCAUGGCAAGUGCGAAUCUGGACCGGAUUUUAGGCCCUCGCUCUGUAACAGGAAGCUCAUCGGGGCUCGGAGCUUCGCAAAGGGCUAUCAAAUGGCCGCCGGUGGUGGCUACUUGAAGAAACCCAAAGAGGCCAAGUCUCCUCGGGACCGAGACGGACACGGCACUCACACAGCAAGUACGGCCGCUGGAUCUCAUGUCGGUAACGCCAGCCUCCUCGGUUAUGCCAGCGGAACGGCUCGUGGGAUGGCCACGCAUGCGCGCGUCGCCACUUACAAGGUCUGCUGGAGCAUCGGUUGCUUCGCGUCCGACAUUCUCGCGGCCAUUGAAAGUGCCAUAUCCGACGGCGUCGACGUGCUAUCACUCUCUCUAGGUGGUGGGUCCGCCUAUCACCACGACAGCAUCGCCAUCGGAGCAUUCUCCGCCAUGGAAAGGGGCAUUUUCGUGUCUUGCUCAGCCGGGAACAGUGGGCCCAGGAGAUUCUCAUUGGCGAAUGAGGCCCCGUGGAUCAUGACGGUUGGGGCCGGAACUUUGGACCGGGACUUCCCGGCUUUCGCUCAACUCGGAAACAAAAACCAGUACACGGGAGUAUCUCUUUACAGUGGGCAGGGAAUGGGAAAUAAACCGGUGGGUUUGGUCUACAAUAAAGGGAGUAAUAGUUCAAGCAACAUGUGCUUGACCGGUUCACUCGAACCGUCCUUGGUACGUGGGAAAGUAGUGGUCUGCGACAGAGGGAUAAAUGCACGCGUGGAGAAGGGAGCGGUUGUACGCGACGCGGGUGGGAUUGGGAUGAUACUCGCGAACACAGCGGAGAGCGGUGAGGAACUGGUGGCAGACAGUCACCUGUUACCGGCCGUGGCUGUUGGGAGGAAGACUGGGGAUUUGAUAAGGGAGUACGUGAUCUCGGAUCCGAAUCCAACGGCUGUGCUGAGCUUUGAAGGGACAGUGCUGGACGUGCGGCCAUCGCCGGUGGUGGCAGCGUUUAGUUCUAGGGGGCCAAAUCUGGUGGCGCCUCAGAUUCUGAAGCCGGAUGUUAUUGGGCCAGGUGUUAACAUCUUGGCGGCUUGGUCAGAGGCCAUUGGACCCACCGGGCUGGAGAAGGACACCAGGAAGACCCAAUUCAACAUCAUGUCAGGUACAUCAAUGUCUUGCCCCCAUAUCAGCGGGUUGGCUGCAUUGCUCAAAGCAGCCCAUCCAGAAUGGAGCCCAAGUGCAAUCAAAUCUGCUCUAAUGACUACUGCCUACAACCAAGACAACACCAAAUCCCCUCUCCGGGAUGCUGCCGCUGGUGGAUUCUCCGAUCCAUGGGCUCACGGCGCCGGGCAUGUAGACCCUCAUAAGGCCCUCUCUCCGGGCCUCGUCUAUGAUAUCUCACCCAACGACUACGUUGCCUUCUUGUGCUCCUUGGGCUACACCAUUGAUAAGGUCCAAAUCAUUGUCAAGCGCCCCAAUGUUACAUGCACAAGGAAGUUUUCCGACCCUGGACAGCUCAAUUACCCGUCGUUCUCCGUUGUGUUUGCGAAAAAGAGGGUUGUUCGAUAUACUCGCGAAUUAACGAACGUGGGGGCAGCCGGGUCGGUCUAUGACUUAGCCAUCAGCGCACCAUCAGUUGUGGCGGUGACGGUGAAGCCCACAAAGCUUGUUUUCAAGAAUGCAGGGGAGAAACAGAGGUACACGGUUACCUUUGUUGCCAAGAAAAGUGUACCUCAAACGACUAGGUACGAAUUUGGUUCAAUUUCUUGGAGCAACAACGAACAUCAAGUAAAGAGCCCUGUUGCUUUUUCAUGGAAUUUGUUGACAUCCUAAGCUGUCUUUGGGUGUUUGAUCUCUUCUCUUGCCUUCUAUGUAAUUGGGCCCGUGAGUGUGUGUCAAUGGAGUUUGUCACUGAGGUUGGGAAGUUAGUGUGACUCAACUUUAAAUGUUUAUUGGCACGCUGAUGUUAGUCUAAGACUGUUUCCUUCUGUGGACAACCAUCAUUUGCAUAGUGGGAGUUGGCCCAAACCUUCAAACCAA